Molecule: messenger RNA, 6353 nt
Organism: Schistosoma intercalatum
Lineage: Eukaryota; Metazoa; Platyhelminthes; Trematoda; Strigeidida; Schistosomatidae
Source: the annotation of a GenBank genome assembly
GCUUCAUUAGGUUGGGAUAGAACGUCGUAGUUUUACUUUUAUGCUGAAUAUGUGAUAACGUUGUACUUAGUACCUUAGUAACUACAAUUUUGCCAGAAGCCUAAUUAAAGGUAAAAAAUGCAUCUCACCGAAGAGGAUGAAAACAACAUACAGAUAAUAAACGAGUUCAAAGUGACAUGGUUUACUUUAUUAUCUCGUGUUGACGCUGCUCCAACGGUGGACGAAAUUGUCCUAACAUCAUUGAAUCAUGUAGCAAAUCUGAUUAUGUGCCGGAGAAGUGGGAACCCAUCGAAAAGUAUUGUUUUUGACAUGGCUCUCAAUUUAUGUGUGUUCGAAACCUUAUUUCAGUGGAACUUUGUGUUUACUGGGGCUGAUCUUGAAGCCUACAAAGUAAGGGAGCUCCAGUUUUACGAUUCUCUUAUCGGGAGCAACGGAGACUACUAUUUAUCUCAUGAAGCUUUUGUGAUACCAUUUAUGGCAACAAUGCAUCAUUGCUCAUUACGUUCAUGUCUACUUGUUGAACGUGCACUUGUACGUUUAUUGAAUACUGUUUGUGCAAUCUUAUCAACACAAUUUAAACAUGAAUAUGUACAGGAUAAUUCUCUUUCAUCUUCUUCUCCUACUUCUUGUCUGCCUCUUCAUCAUAAACAACAUAAUGAUAAUAAGAAUAGCGAUUCUUUACAUCUAUUUCGACGAAUGUGUAUGGGUGUAGUGGAUUUAAGUCAAAUUGGUACUAGUUUCACAUCUGAUUUAAACCAUACUACUAAUAAUAACAAUAGUAACAAUGAUUCGAGUAAUGUUAAUUGUGAACGAUGUAAUUCGAUUACCAGUGGAGGAUUGAUUUCAUCAUUGAAAAUCAUGGAGUCUAUUGAUUGGGCAAUGUGUUUAGAAUCGAGUAAAUUCGAUAUGGACAAUGAAUUUGAUAAUCACAACAACAAUGAUGAUAAUAAUGUAUUCCAAUCUGAUUUUGAUGAAUCACCUUCAUAUUAUACCACUAAUAAUAUUAGCAGUAAUAAUAAACUGCCAACUAUCGAUUCGAUUUGCGACCUAUUAGCACCAUAUGUUUUCAGAGAUGGAGAUUUGGGCUGGCAAGCCAGAGAUUCGCUAUUAUUGAUUGCAGCAUAUUCAUUAAGAGAUGAAGAAUUUAGUCAUAGUAUUGCUAAAUAUUCAUCAAUUUGUGCGGUAAUUGCCACUGGUCUGGGAAUAUUGUAUACAGCUUUACCUCAUCGUUUAGUAAAUAAUAACUCACCAGAAACUUGGCCAUUACUUAUUCGAACAUUGAAUACUAAUCAAUUAGCAAAUGCACGUUUCAAUGAAUUUCUGGAUGCAUUGGAUUUUUGCCGUUCUUUACUUGAGAUUGCUCAUCCCCUGAUACAAUCAUGUCUUUUGCACUGUAUACAUGCUAUCUUCUUUGUUUCUAUCAUUGGUCCAGCGUUAACACAGAAAGCUCCUGAAGAUGUUAUCACAGCUACUGUCUACCUGGAACAAUUUAUCAUUCAUACUGUAGGCUCUUCAUUACUUCCCAUAUUAUUGCGAUUUCUAUUAAUGAAACUACCUUCAACCAUUAUAUUUGAUACCAAUUCACAAAUGAAUCAAAUGACUACAAGUACGUCAACAACACCCGAAGGAAUUAAUUCUAUUGGUUCUUGUCAGUCGUCCUCUGUCGAGGCUACGCUUAAAGAUGAUGAUAAUAAUUCGCCUGUAUUUUCACCUGAAUCUUGUGAUGGUCCAUCAUUAUUCGGUGAGAAUCAAUUUAUCACUUCUAAUAGUAUAACUUAUAUGGAUUUGAUAAUUGCUCGUAUACAUCAGUGUAAUAGUUUACUCGGUAUCACAACCAUGUCGUUGAUGAACACCAUUAUCGACCUACAUUGUGAAGAUAUCAUGUUCGUCCUUGUAUUAAAGCAUUUAAUUUCAGUUAGAGAUCAUUUAUUCAAUAUCGGAUGGACAUGGCCAGAUCCUAGUAGUGUAACUGAUGCAUCAACAAAACUACUUAAUUUAUCCUCCUCAUCAUCGUCUUUGAGAUUUAAUCUAGAUUCAGCCAGAUUUAAUGCAACAAGAGAUGAAAGUAUUAUUCAUCAUUCAAAUAGUUAUCAUUAUCAUCAGCAUGAACAAAAUCGACAACGCCAACCAAAUCAUCGCAAUAAUACUGUAGCUCAAUUAGAUAUUGAUAAUGUGGAGGAGUUUAACUACUCUUCAGAUCAAUCAUUGUCUAAAGAGUUACACAAUAAGGAUGAAGGACUUGAAGUUUUAGCCUCUAAAAAUGAACCAUUUGUUAUGCAAAUAAAUAAUCUUCCAGUUGGUAGUCAAUUCUUAGCAAGUCAUUUAUUAAUUCCUCAUGCAGAAUUAACAGCGAAUUCAUCAUUAAUUUUUAAUAAUUAUUAUCAAAAUGAUUUUCAAUUGACUAAUAAACAAGAUUGUAACAAACAUACUUCACUUCAUAUUAAUAACAAUAAUAACACUACUGUUAAUAUCAAUAAUGAACUUACACAACAAACAUCUCUUACAGAAUUAUCUUCUAAUCAUUCUUCUCCUACACCACCAUCUUCAAUUUCUUCUAUGUAUAAUAAUGAUACAACAAUGAAUUCAUCAAAUUCCAUGCUUGAUUGGUUAUCUUACACAUCAUGGGCUCAUCAAACUAUUAAAAUACGUAAACAUGCUUGUAAAACAUGGCAGUUAACAUUUGAUGCAAAUCAACCAACUAAUGAACAAAUUAAUUUAUUAAAUGAAAAUUUAAAGAAUUUACAAAUGACUGAGAAAGAGAGUACAACACAUUAUGAAAAAACACGUAAAUUCUCUGAAUAUGAUUGUCGUAUCGGUUUAGAUCCGUAUAAAAUUUACACAGAGUAUAAAUGUUUUAUUAAUAGAAAUUGUUAUACAAAUCGUGAUCUGGAAAUAAAUGCUAAUGAAUUACAUGCGAAAGCAUUGUGUAACGCAGCGACAAAAUUGAAUAUUGACACAGAUCUUGAUUUAGAUGGAUCGGAAAAUUUAGAUGAUUGUCCUCCGGUUGCUGAAAGUGAUCAAUAUACAGAUCAAUCAAAACAGAAACAACAAACGUAUCAUGAGAAAUUAUUUUCUAAUCAACAAAUUCAUAAAAGUGUGUCUGUAAGAAAUCCUAUAUGUAUGUCCCGUUCCAUUGAUCAUAAUCUCUGUACAUGUUUUAAGAAACCUAAAGAAUCCUUUGAAAAUUCAACUGAGACAUCCAUUCAUACGAAAUUAUAUGACAAAUCUCUAAUUAAAUCAUGGUAUUAUCUUAAUUUCCUGGAUUCAUUCGAUAUUAACGAACAGGUGAAUGUACAUAACCCUUUUAACAAUGUUAUCGAUACUACUAAUAUUGAAGAGAAUAGUAAAAUUCAACAAGAGGAAACGCAUCCGCAAUCAUUAGUAGGUGGUCCAUCAGAGUACCCGGAACAAACUUUACACAAUGAAGAAUAUAUAACAAGUUUUAUGAAUUCUAACAGUAACAAUAAUUGUUAUUAUAGUGAAGACAAAUCUUGUGAAUUAAAUAAAUUUAUUAAAAAACUAGAGAAUUUUUCACCUGAACAUUUGAUGACUAACUUUAACAUACUGGAUGAAAGACAAGAACAGUUAAAAUUUGAUAAAAAGUAUUUUAGAAAUACCAACAACAUUGGUCGAUGUAAUAGUUUAUCCAGUUUACAUAAUUUUGUAGAUGAAUCAUGUCAGUAUUUUGAUAAAUUAUUUGGUCGAUUAAAAGCACCUAGUCUACAAAUAUUACCCAACCAAGUAAAUAAUCAUGAACUGGAAUUGUUUGAUAUACCUUUAACUGAAACAUAUCCAAUGUGUACACCUCAGAAAAGUACAUCAGCAUAUUCGACAAAGGGAUUUUCCGAUUUGCAGUUAGACAAGAGCUGUAAUAAAAUAACUCAAAGAGCGAAAUCUUUAACUAGGGAUGAACUUCACAGCAAUACUACUACUACUACUACUACUACUACUACUACCAAUAAUAAUCAUAAUCGUGAUCGUCAUCAUCAUCAACACCGUGAUAAUUACUGUGAAAUGGGUUUUAAUCAUGGUUCAUUAAAUAACCUUAUACAAACUCGUUUAAUGAAUGAUUCAAACAGUCAUGAUAAUUUUAAUAGUCCAUGUUCAUUAGUUUUAAUGUCAUCAACGGAUACCAAAGAAAAAGUUAAAGAGAUGAAUAGAGAUUAUUUAAUAAAUUAUAAUCAAUGUCAUUUAUCUCCAUCAAGAGUACAAAUGAAUUGUCCUUAUAAAAAAUCAAGUAUUUCUACAAUCUCAUCAACAACAUCAGGUGUUUAUUUAGAAACAAUACGACCAAAUUUAUCACAAAAUCCUUAUAAUAAUAAAUCAUUAGGAUAUAAUGAUAUUGAUUUGAAUGUUGAUCAUAAUCAUAAUAAUAAUACUGGUACUAAUACUACUGAUUUUAAUACUACUCAUAAAAACUCUAUGGAUUCGUGCACAAAUUAUCCAAAUUUAGGUCCAUUUUUAACCACUUUAUUCAAUCGCUUAGAAAAUUUCACCAAUAAUUGUUUUUAUGCUAAUCUCUAUUUAACUAACCUAAUAUCUAGUCUUGCCUCUUAUCCUAUACCAUUAUUACGAGCUAUUCUGUUCCUAACAAAUACAACACAAUUUGCACAAUCUAUGGCGGCGGCGGCGGCGACAACAAAUUCACAACAUUUCAAUACUCAAACCUUUAGAGCCAUAAACGAUAAUGUUCUUUAUUAUUUACCAUAUAAUAUCUUAUGUUUAAUUAAAGAACAAAUUGAACUAUUCACUGUAUUGUAUACUAGACAAGUUAAAUAUUUCGGAUCUUUGGAUACAUUGAAUGGUUAUAGUUUUGACGAAUUAAAACAAGAAGCACGUCGUUAUUUAAACUGUGAGACAAUUGAUUUAUCUAAAUUAUCAAUAUCAAUGGAUACAUCAACAAUACCUUUAGGAGUAGAGAAAAAAAAGAAAAAAUUAAAAAGUACAAAUAUUUCGCAUAAAGAAUCAAAAACUUUCACGACAGAUAAACAAAAUAUAUCACCUAUGAUGAAUUCGAAUAGACGGUCAUAUUUCCGGAAAUGGUUUAGCCUUUCUUCCAAAUCUAAUAAUAAUAAUAACAAGAACUCCGAUAUUAUCAAUACUUCUGGGAACAAUCUUAAAAAUACUAAAAGCACAAUUAAAAAUCGUCUUAAAUCUUCUAACACUAAUGUAUUAAAUCCAAAAGAUUUACUUGACUUCUCACAAAUUCUACAAAAACCAAUGACAGAGUUUACUUUUCUAAUCGACCUGGACAGCAAUUAUCAACAGUUAAUUAAUAUUUUGUCUGACCAGGAGGCUACUACUAUUAGGGGUAGUAGUAGUAGUAAUGGUAACAAUGCUCAAAAACGUCGAAGAAGUUUUCGAUUGUCCACAAUAAAACGGCUAAAAACCAAUGUAAACACGGAAGAUAGAAUAAUGUCAAUGAUGAUGAUGAAUACGGAAAAUUCAAUACUUGAUAUAUCUAGAAUACAAAGAAUGGUAUUAUGUGCAGUUAUAUUUGAAGAUUUUUGUAAAGAAUUAGCUGCUAUCUGUACAGAACACAGUGUUCAAUGGUGAUAACCACCUCUUCUUCUCUUACUAUCAUCAUCUUGUCUUCUCUAUAUUUUUUGUGAACAUACAUACAUUCACUUACACCUUUAUGUACCUUUUCUUUUAAUGAUCCAACCUUAUUUUUCACUGAUAUUUCCACGUUAUUUAUGUGUGUGUGUGUGUGUGUAUUUUUUUGUACUUACCUUAAAUAUGUUUACAAUUAAGAAAAUCCUACCUGUUUUGUUUUUCUAAAAAGUUGUUGUUUUUGGAAUUAGAUCAAUGUCUAUUAUUUUUUGAAUCGAGGAUGACAAUUUUCUAAAAAAAUAAUAUGUGACUGUAGAAAACAUAAUUUUCUAUGGAAAAGGAGAUGUAUGAUCGUAAUUGUCUUUCACUGACUAUAUGUGAUUAUUAUUAUUAUUGUGUAUUUGUAAAGAAUGGUAAACGGGGAAACUGUAAUACGCAUAUCAACAGAGGUAAAAAGUUUUUUUAUAUAUUGAUAUAUGUUUACACUUAUAAAUAUUGAUUUUUCAAGAAAUACACAGUCAUAACAUUAUUGUGUCUUCUUACUUUUUUUUUAUUCAUUACACCAUGACGAAUUUAUUUAUUGUGCUGGUUUAUCCUAUUACGUUUUUUUUGUUUGUUUGGUUUGUUUCUUGUUGUUUUUGUUUUCUUUUUUUCCUAAUAAGAUUUCAUAAAUCAAUUUGUCUUUUGUUUAACAUAAAUAAUUUGUUACUUAACACUCUUGUGCAAUCCAAUUCUCUUAUCUUAUGUUAAUAAUAAUCUGACAGCUGGUUUACUUUGAAAUAAAUAUUUUGAAUGAGCAC